GCCGACAUGACUGCAGUGGGAGAACUGGUGCUGGUGCUGGGCUUACUGGUGAGCGCUCACUGUGAGGUGAGAGCAAGAGACCACGAGGACGCAGAGGAGCAGGGAGGAGGAGAAGGAAGAGGAAGAGGAGGAGGAGGAGGAGGUGAAGUGUACCCUGCCUUCAUAGACAGGCUUCUCCCAGGAGUGACAGAGACCCCCCCUUUGGGAGAUGGAGGCAACUACCCAGCCCGAACCGGGAACUGGUGUGCGUUUGUUCAGAGGCACGUUGUGUCCAGGGCGGUGGUGUGUGGAACAGAGAAAUACACCAUCGAGUCUCGGAGUCCGUGUCCCAGCCGCACCCCCGACUGUCAUCUGAUCAUGUACAAGCUGUCGUCCCGGCCGCUCUACAGGCAGAAGCAGCAGAUUGUGAGCGCUCUGCUGUGGCGCUGCUGCCCGGGACACGGAGGACCCGACUGUGAGGACACAGACCCUGAUGCACAGCAGGAUCCUGGGAGCUCGGCUCUGAUUGGAGGAUCUGAACCAGUGAGGACUGAGCUCCACGCUCCAGGUGUGCAGGCUCAGCUCCAGCAGCAGCGCAGCGACCCAAAUCGGGAACAGAACGACUACCAGGACCCCCGGGUUCACCACAAUCACCAGGACCACCGGGAAAACCAGAAUCACCAGGACCACCGGGAAAACCAGAAUCACCAGGACCACCAAAAGAAGGAAGAAUACCAGCAUCACCAGGACAACCGGGAAAACGAGAAAGACAAGGACCUCCAGGACCUCCAAAACCUGUAUGACAAACAGCCACUGAGACCAACAGCACCACGCCCCCCCCCGCUGGACCAGGACUACCAAAAGCAGGAUGAACACCAGAAUCAUCAGGAAGACUCUGACAACCAGAAAGUCCAGGACCUCCAGGACCUGUAUGAGCAGCAGGAACAACAGACCGACAGCACCACGCCCCCCGCAUUAGACCCGGACCAGAGCCACACCUCACCCCCCACCGCAGACCCAAAUUACCUCCACCAUCACAGGGAGACGGAACACUUCCGUCCUGAUGAGCUGGAUGCCCCCUCCACCCCCUCCACCCCCCAAAUGGUGGCGCUGAUCCUGUCCCAGCUGCAGCCGCUCCUCCAGGGCUUCAACCGCUCCCUGGAGCUACUGACCCGGCAGGUGGGGGACCUGGCCCGGGACGUGGCCCAGCUGAAGAGCCUCCCUCUGCGGGAUGAGAUGCUGGCGGAGCCCCUAUAUAACCCUGGGCUGGACGAGGCCGCGGAGCAACGCCUGGAGGCCAAACUGGAGGAUCACAUCAGGGAGGUCCAGAGGCAGUUAGAGGACCAGCGGAGCCACAUGGAGCACAGGCUGCACUCCCAGCAUGCAAUGCUGCACUACAACCUCACCAACUUUAAGACGGACAUCGACGUGAAGUUGAAGCGAAACCAGAAGAUGCUGCAGGUCAGCCUACAGGCCAUGAACGCCACACUGACGGAGCUGAAGCUGGACCAGGACCUGGACCAGGACCUGGACCAGGAUCAGGAUCAACCCCCUCCUCCCUCCAUGUCUACCCGCCGCCCACUGAUGCAGUCCUCAGACACGGCAGCGCUCUGGGAGGCCGUCGAGCGUCUGGACAACAUGGUGGUCAACAACACGGUGAAG
This is a messenger RNA of Gymnodraco acuticeps, 1641 nucleotides long. RefSeq lists its product as uncharacterized. Gene Ontology annotation, molecular function: protein binding. NCBI's taxonomy places the organism in Eukaryota, Metazoa, Chordata, Actinopteri, Perciformes, Bathydraconidae. The record is from RefSeq and is a predicted model, not a curated record.